Molecule: messenger RNA, 5667 nt
Organism: Fomitiporia mediterranea MF3/22
Lineage: Eukaryota; Fungi; Basidiomycota; Agaricomycetes; Hymenochaetales; Hymenochaetaceae
Exons: 26
Coding region: 137-5431 (1764 amino acids)
Source: RefSeq, a predicted model, not a curated record
CUCACCAUCACAACAAGCUAUUUCAUUCGUUCAUCCUUCUCGUCGCAUAUAUAGAUAUAUAGAGUCGUUCCUGGAUAUAGAGGACUGUUUCAGAAGUGAAGCGUGACUAGGACUGCGACGAGCCCAUUGUUGGCUCAUGGCUGUUUCUCGAGAAAGUCUGUGGAAUAGUGGUCAUGAUGAAUCUGUGGAGGUGAAUCAAAGGGCUCUUAUUGACAAGGUCCUGGCACGGUAUUCCGGCGAGUUCACCGUCUUCCGAGAGCUACUCCAGAACUCGGACGACGCCUCUUCAAAAUCUGUAGAAAUUCACUUCGAGACACAGGCCCAUCUUGAUCGAAGGAAGACAGCAUCGGAAGUCGCAAGUAUCGAGCUCCCUCUAGUAGUUGACAAGUUUCCAGAUUUGAGAACGGAACCGGUGUCUCAAUGGACGUUUAAGAACAAUGGCAUCAUAUUCCGCGAGGAAGAUUGGAAUCGACUAAAGAAGAUUGCUGAAGGAAACCCCGAUGAGGAAAAGAUAGGGGCAUUUGGCGUUGGUUUCUACAGUUUAUUUUCUGUCACUGAGGAGCCCUUUGUAACUUCUGGGGAUAAGUGGAUGGGGUUCUAUUGGAAAGAUAAGAAGGAUCAACUAUUCGCUCGUCGUGGCACGCUCCCCCAGCCUUCUCAAUGGACAACAUUCGAGAUGGCGCUCCGCGAACCGGCACCGAUGCCCGUCGCUUUUGAUCUCAGCCGCUUUCUUGUGUCGUCUAUAACAUUCAUGGUCCAUCUUCGUGAAGUUUGCAUAUAUUUUGAUGGUCGGAUGCUUUCACGACUUGUGAAGGAUCCGGGAGGUGCGACCGCGGUGUCUAUUCCGCAGGGUCUAAAAACGAAAAGUCCGCUAAGCACGAUGCACAUUAGGGCUAUUUCAUCGACACCGUUGUUCAUUGAGGCCGAAGUAGCGCGCUCUGUUUACAAGUCGGGUACAACGAAAAUGCAAAUCAUCACACAGGCAGCCCGUGCUCUCAAACCUGCAGCUGCAGCUGUCUCCUCUGGUUUCUUCUCGUCUCUUUCGUCUUUGUUCUCCAGUCCAUCGCAGUCAUCAACCCCACAACGCACAGAGACGCAGACAGCUCCUUUGUCACUAGAACGAGAGAAAGACCCUUUAGAGUUACUUAAGUCGAGCGUCGUUCUGCACAUAUUUUCCGCGGAGGUCGACGUUCGAUUAGAUAGGAAAAUGAGCACAGAGUUGCAACGAUCUACGAAGAAGAGUCCGCCGAACCAUUUGCGUUAUGAUCUGAUUUAUACGGGGAAAUCUGAAUACGAUGCCAGUAUGAAAGAGGACGAAAAGUUUCAAGACUCUACGGGGAGCAUUUUUCAAGGACUGAGGGCUGACUUGGAAGGUUCUGGGUCCGCUCGGAUAUUUAUUGGCCAUGCCACAGGGCAGACUACAGGGCUCGGUGGACACAUGGCGGCACGUUUCAUCCCGACGGUGGAGCGCGAAUCUAUAGACCUAGUUGAUCGUACUGUAUCUCAAUGGAAUAAGGAACUUCUUUACGUCGGUGGAUUUCUCGCACGGGCGGUGUACGAAACCGAAAUAAUGAGUAUUCGUGAGCUCUGGACUGCGUCUGCUGAAGGAGGGUCUGGCGGAAUUGACGAGCAAAUCCAGUCAUGGUUGACAGACCGAUGCCUACACGCUCUCAAAUUUUUCACGUUCCAUCCAUCGACUCCAUCGAAUGUCGUUUCUAACCUACUCGAAGCCGCAUUUUUCUCCUCCGGAACUUCACAACCAUUUUCAAUCAUGUCAUCCAUAGGAGUUAAGAGUGCGGCGGAUGUACGCAUCCCGGACUCGACCUUCUCUUCGUUCCUAACGCAAUUGCCGGUCCUCCCAAAAGAAAUUGCUACCGGAGCAGAACUAUUGGUCAACGCGCUCCGAAUCCGUGGGCUGAUAAAAGACAUUUCCUUCGCUGAUGUGCUUGGCGAACUUCGCGCUCGUCCGCUUUCCCAGACAGAGCUUGUAGCUUGCAUGAAUUGGUUCGUUCGUGUAUGGGCCGCUGGAGAGAGCGUCCAUCCCAACCUUCCACAAGUGCGACAACAACUCAUAGAAGCUGCACUGCUAUCUAUUGGAACGGGUACAGCGAAGGAAAGAAUUGUGCCGUUGGAACAGAUACGUUCUUUCGUUAAUCUACGUUCGAUGGGGUCUGUUCUACCACUCGACGGACCCAUACCGGAGCACACUAUCCCGAUCGAAGUAAGCAAGAAUUUCCAGGUUUCCGACCUUAUCUCCACCUUUGGCUGGCAAGAACUUACCAUUGUUGACUGGACGCGCUUCGUCGUUAGUCCUGCCGCAUCAGCAGGCGGACCGGAGCAUGACAUUACAAUCUCAGCAAUUUGGGCGGAACGUGUCCUAAACACCCUCGCGAGAGCUUGGCCAUCUAUGUCAAAAUCACACCAGGCUGAAAUUGUGAAUUUGCUCAAGGAUAAAACUUGCAUUCCGACACGUUCUGGACUCAAACAACCAGGAGAGGCCUAUUUCCCGAAUGCACAUGUCUUCCCUGAUCUUCCUGUUGUGACAAUGCCGAAAGGAAGUCAAGUGAAGGGUAAUCUUGAAAAAGUACUCGAGGCGCUUGGAGUGCGAAAACAUGUUGAACUUCAAGUUGUCUUCGAUCGUAUGAUAAAAACUGGAGAUUGGACGAUUGCAGACCUGAUCAAGUAUCUCGUCGCUGUCCAACAGACGUUAUCGUCGGUGGAGAUGGAUCGCUUGCGUCAGACUUCCUGCUUUGCGAAAGAGACGGUAGGCGAUGAAGCCGAAACGGGUCAAGUAACCAAGCCGAGGUUUAAGGCAGGAGAUUUGUAUGAACCUUUGGAUGUAUUUCGCCAACUUAAGUUACCGAUCAUCGACUGGGGUGCACAGACAAAAUGGAAGCCUCAUUCAGAAGAAGCAAAAUUCCUAUUCGCGCUGAACCUUCGUCGGUUUCCACCGUUGUCUGAAAUUCUUACAAUAGCUUCAGAUCAGGAUGAAGUGCGUCGGUCAGCAGGAUUGCGAUACUUCUUGGACAAUAUUGCCAAAUAUCCAGACUAUGACCCAACAGCGGCAAAUAGCCCGCCGUUUGUACCUGCAGUAAAGCCCGACGGCAACCCCACGAUGGGUACACCAGAUCAGGUCUUCAUGAACUCCGAUGCAGCUGUAUUCGGUUUCUUGGUCGCACAUUCUGAUGUUCGUGACGACGCCCAGGCCAGACUCAAGCUUAAACAGCACCCGCCUUUAUCAGCCAUUCUUCCAAUUCUGGAGAAAUCACCGCCAAAGGAUCCGUCUCUGGCAAGAAAAUGGUUCGAGACACUUGCUGGUCGAAUUACUGAGCUUUCCCCUGCUCAGUUGAAGAAGCUGACACAGAUGCAGAUCGUUCCUGUUGCUCAACCUUUGUCAGCAGCAAAAGACGUUGAAAAGGUGCAGGCCCGGUUACUUGCCCCGAAGGAUUGCUAUUUCAAGCGAGAGGGUAGUGAGAAUCUCCAUUCUAAGCUCUUCGUCUUCGUCGACUUCGGCACAAAGGCCAACGCAUUCUUGAGUGCAUGUGGAACGAAACAUGAACCUUCAGUCGAAGAGAUUGUGCAGAUUCUUCUCGAAGAUCCUAAGCGAUUCUAUCGGCUCGCCGGAGGGAAAGACAGUUAUCUCAUGGAAUUGAGAAACAUUGCCAUAAAUCGACGCUUAAUUUCUCCUGGCAUUGUGUCACGCAUGAAGAAGUCGGCGAUAUUACUUGGGAUACGGCGUGUCAAAAAAGAAAAGUCUGGCUCAAAGAAAGAAGCCAUUGAUGAUGCUCUCGACGAAGAAGAAUGGGAUUCUCAAUAUGAUCUUCUAAAACCCGAUCAAGUUGUUGUCGCAGACGACACAAAUGCGUUUCAAUUCUUCGGUGAUUCCGUCUUUUCGGCUCCUCAAGAAGACAUCCUGGAGAACUUCUACUCCGAGCUCGGCUCCCCUCGAUUGACUACUCUUGUCAGAGAGGACUAUAAGACUAGUGCGGAAAUUAAGGAUGCGAAGCUAGCUAGAGACGUUCGGGCACUGAUCUUAGAGCGUCUCCCUCUAUUCUUGCAUGAGCACACGCACGUGAGAUCUAAGGUUCAAUAUAGCUGGCUCAAUAACGAAAGGAACUUCGUUGUGCGGACGUUUGGCAAAUUGACGGUAACCAAGCACCUCAAUUUCGAAGCAACUCGGAUUUCCCGAAAUCAAGAUGCGUCGGCCACCGCGAAGAAGGCAACUUUCGGACCAGUAGAACUUUGGCUCGCGGGAAAUGCACAGGUUGACAUGUAUGAAGUGGCUAUUUCGCUCUGCCGUGUACUCUUUGAUGUGCCAAAAGUCAAUGAUGCUUUGCUGUUCAUGACCAUAUUGUCUACCGACCUUAGGGCCUUAAGAAGAAGAGGUUACAACGUGGAUCGCAUCCUGAAGAAACAGCGUGCUGAACGUGAGGCCGCAGAACAAGCCAGGAGGGAGCAGGCCAGAGAAAUGGAAAAACUUGUUUCUGAUAUCUCACCAAAUAUGCCACAGCAUCCGCCCCCAACAAUUGCAUCUAGUUCUACUGAACCGAUAUCCCAGCCCCCGCAACCCGCAUCGACUGAUGGCCCACCUUCUCCUCCAUCCAAAGAUCUUGAAGAGCGAUCGCAUCGGCCGACGUCAAGCAUUGCUAAUCAAUUCGCAAAUUGGCGGCGUAAAUUGGGUGUGGCGAACAGGGGUGAUACCUCCAACACUAUUGCUGAAGAUGGGCAUUCAUCUACUAGUCCUUCAAGGCCAACCUCUUCUCAAGGUCGUUCGCGUUCACCGCCAAUUCCAGGUGGAUUUCCGGGUGUUGACAGUGCCCCACACCAGCCUCAAAGCAACGUCACGCCUCUAAGUAGCAUAGAGUCAAAUAUCAAACAAGCUAUCACAGCGUGUCGAGAGGAACGUGGCAAUGUUCUUCAAAAUCGCGAAACUAUGCAAACGGUUCAUGAGACCCUUGAUGAAGGUUAUUGUGAUAUCUCAGGCCGUGUCAGCGACUUGGUAAAUAUCGGGUCCAUGUCUGACAUCAAAGUUUUUGUGGCGAAAGAUGUUCCUGAAGGAAGAAAUAUCAUAGCUGCUAAACAUGAUUCGAUUGCUCGUUUCAUACAUGUCAUCCGUCCGUUGCGCACAUUGUACAAGCUACCACCAACAAGUGUCAACAUUUUCUACGAUAUGGAAGGCGAUUCCAUCGCUUUCAAUCGCAAUGCAAGCCUCUUCGUAAACUUGCGAUAUUAUGAAGCAUGGCAUGAUCAUGACGUCCACAAUGGCAAUUUAUCGAAGGCAUUUAUCUCAUGGUUCUUCACGCUCGCCCAUGAGAUUGCACACAAUCUCGUUCAGCCGCACAAUUCUGAGCAUGAAUUCUAUUUCUCGUCGAUCUGUGAAGCACAUGUCACACAGCUUAGUGGACUUAUUUCCGGCACUAGUUCGACUUGACUAUCGGUCCUUUCGACAUGCCACCUACUCGACAAGUGUUGCUAGACAAUGAUUUCCGCCCACUUUGUUCUAACUUAUUCCAAGUCUUGUAUAUAUGCCUCACAUUAUCCACCACUCUUCAUUGUACUGCUCCGGCAACCAUAGUUCUAAGUCACUGAUUUCAACUUGUCUACUGACUAAGACCUGUCAAACAGUUGACGAAAUAGCUUAUCUUGCCUCAGACCAAUAUCUUCUAC